ACAACGUGUCUACCCAUCCUGGACUUGCCGUUGUUUCGUGUUCCCUUCUCAUCACCAAAUGAGCUUCUUCAAAGCAUUCUCAUCCCACGUCACUAUAAAAGAGCUUCACCCUGAGAAGCAUGAUCACCUCCACAUUAAAGAGGAAGAGUCGGAGAUGCCGUACAUCAAACAGGAGGCUGAGCCAGAGACCCCCAACAUUAAAGAAGAAGAACAGGAAGAUGAAAUCACCAAGUUUCCAAUAACUGUUUGUGUGAAGAGUGAAGAAGAUAAAGGUCCAAGCGAAGAGAGCGGAGCAGCGAAACUGUCGCGUGACAGCCCAUUUCAGCACCUGACAACAAAAGGAGAAAGACGAUCGACACCCGUCAGCCAGUUAGCUCCGCUGUCGGACAGCGACGAUGUAACGUCACACUCUUCUGACUUUCACACUGAUGAGGAGGUUAAUGACUUGGACCGAAAUGCUUCAAAAUUCUUAAACAAGCCAUCAUUGAAAAAAGACACAAAAGUGUUUGGGGGACCUUUUACCUGCUGCUUUUGUAAUAAAACAUUUUCUGGGAAAUGGCACUUAAAAAGACACAUGCUUAAACACACCGGGGAGAAGCCGUUUGGUUGCACAUUUUGUGGUAAAAGAUUCACUGACAAGGCAUAUUUGAACGAACACACAAGCGCGCAUACUGGAGAAAAGCCUUUUGUCUGCACAUCUUGUGGUAAAAGAUUUACCCAGAAGAAAGGAUUAAACCAACACAUAAGAACACACUCUGGAGAGCAGCCUUUUAUCUGCACAAACUGUGGUAAACGGUUCGCUGAUAAGGGAGGUUUAAACAAACACACAAUGACACACACUGGAGAGAAACCUUUUGUCUGCACAUAUUGUGGUAAAUGUUUCACUGCUAAGGGAAAUUUAAAGAAACACACAUUAACACACACUGGAGAAAAGCCUUUUCCCUGCUCAGUUUGCCAUAAAAGAUUCUCUCGGAAAGAUUUACUAAAGUAUCACACUAUAACGCACACUGGGGAAAGGCCUUUCUCCUGCACACUAUGCGAUAAAAGAUUUUCUCGCAAGUUUUACUUAACAAAACACUCGCUUACACACACUGGAGAGAAGCCUUUUGUCUGCACAUAUUGUGGUAAAAGGUUCACUGAGAAGGGAAGUUUAACCAAACACACAAUCGCACACACUGGAGAAAAACCUUUUUCCUGCUCAGUUUGCCAUAAAAGAUAUCUCCUAAAACAUCACUUAACAAGACACUCGCUUGCACACACUGGAGAGAAGCCUUUUCCCUGAUCAAUUUGUGUCAUCCGGAAGGAAGAUUUAAACGAUCACACAAGAAAACACAACAAAUUUACUUACGGCUUACUGCUUUUGACAAUUUUACUUCUGAUUAUCUGAAUAGUUUCAUGGAAGAUUUCUUUGUUCGUCUUGUGCAUUGGACCGUAAUUUUCGGACUAUAAGCCGCUACUUUUUCCCCCUCAUUUUGAAUCCUGCGGCUUAUAUUCCUGUGCUGCAUAUUUGUUGAUUUAUUUGGGUUAAUAGGUAAGGUAAUACAGUGCCCUCCAUAAUUAUUGGCACCCCUGGUUAAGAUGUUUUUUAGCUUCUAAUAUUUUUUUUAAAUUCAAAUAAUAUGGGACUUUAAUGGAAAAAAAAAAAUCCAGCUAUUAAUAGAAGUGCAUUUAUUCAGUGGGGGAAAAAUCCCACAUAAAGAAUUAUUUGACAUCAAAUGUGUGUCACAAUUAUUAGCACCCCUGGUGUUAAUACUUUGUACAACCCCCUUUUGCCAACAAAACAAGGUCUGGGGACUGAGAUGGCCAUGGGAGGAGCUUGAUUUUUUUGUCUGGUGAACCAUUUCUGUGUAGAUUUGGCCAUAUGUUUAGGGUCAUUGUCUUGCUGAAAGACCCAGUGACGACCCAUCUUCAGCUUUCGGGCAGAGGGCAACAGAUUUUGAUUUAAAAUGUCCUGGUAUUUCAAAGGAUUCAUGAUGCCAUGCACCCUAACAAGGUUCCCAGUAGGCAUGUGCCGGUAUGAGAUUUUGACGGUACGAUAACCGUGGACAAAAAUACCGCGGUUUCACGGUAUUGCAAUUAUAGCUCCAAAAUGUGUUAUUUUGAGAUGUAUGGGUUAAAAAAAUAUAUUUUUCCAUUGAACAGGAUUAAAAAAAAAAAAUUCAGGACAUAGUUGCAAAUUGGAACAUGAAUAUAUUGUUGAAAUGAAUUAUCAAUAAAAAAAACAAAUAUUUUAAAGAAAAUUAAAAUAAAUAUAACUUGUAGACUAUACCCACAGCCACAGCUCAAGUUGCUCAAGAUUAGAGCAAGAACAAAAUAAUUUCUAUAAAAAAUUAAUAACACUUCUGAAUAAUUUUUUUUUAAAAUUCUACUGCAUGAC
Messenger RNA from Corythoichthys intestinalis (scribbled pipefish), 2377 nucleotides. RefSeq names its product gastrula zinc finger protein XlCGF52.1-like. Gene Ontology annotation, biological process: regulation of transcription by RNA polymerase II. Gene Ontology annotation, cellular component: nucleus. The transcript has 2 exons. NCBI's taxonomy places the organism in Eukaryota, Metazoa, Chordata, Actinopteri, Syngnathiformes, Syngnathidae. Gene Ontology annotation, molecular function: DNA-binding transcription factor activity, RNA polymerase II-specific; RNA polymerase II cis-regulatory region sequence-specific DNA binding. The record is from RefSeq and is a predicted model, not a curated record. The coding region runs from base 59 to 1282 and encodes 407 amino acids.